GGGAAAUGGGCCCGCGAGCCCAGCCGGCGCUUCUCCUCCUGAUCCUCCUGCGGACGGUGGCCACGCAGGGGCGACAGCCGCGAAGUUCUCACCAAGCGCGACCUUGACCUGAGCGCCGCAUAGCCGGGCGCCCUAAGUGCUGGGAGACUUUGGGCUGAGCGAACGCACGGCGGACCCAUUCGGGUUUCCACUUCAGAACCACCCGCGCUGGGGGUGGGAGGUUCUUGAGAGAGGUCGGCCCAGGGCCAUUACUGACUCUUGGUGAUUGUUCUUUUGCGUGGAAGAGUAACAUAUCUGCUAUUUUUGAACUUUCGAACUGUGUCUCACAGUUCUCCGUUUCAGCCCGGGGUUGUUGAUUUGCAAUGUUAGUAGUAUUGUAUAAUUAACUGGCAUUUACUAAAGGAUGCCAAAGGGAUGGUAAUUAACAUGUAAGUAAUGACCUCAGUUUUAAGUCACCUUCAGAUCUGUGAUCGUGUUUGACUCCACUCUGCGUUUGGGAGGUUGCAGCUAUUCAUAUGUUGAUUUUCCUAGUGGUUAACGACCUUAGGCUAAAUCCUUUACCCAGGUUACAAAGAAUGCGGACAAUCUGGUUUUCCGACGUCAAAUGAAGUGCCGCUGGUUCUAAUCUUAGCUGACAGCGUUUGCCCUCACAGCAGUCUGGCACAGCUCUGGAGGCUUUAUACAUUGUCAUGUAGCCACAGAACCACACUUGGAGGGUAGGGAGUAUCUGUAUCCACACUUCAUAGAUGACAAGAAUGAGGUAAGACUUGCUCAUCCGUAACUUUGUUCAAUGUUACUCAGGGCUAUUGAGGCAGAGCCCGUGUCUCCACUUCAUAGCUGCUAUUCUUACAAGUCACACUGCAUUAGAGGUUGAAUCAUAUAAUUUGAUGAACACAAGUCUUCACUGUUCACAGGUACAGGAGGCGCGCCACCCAUGUGUUCUAGACCCAGGGGAGAGCAGGGAGCCGAGUCCUCUGGUGCUUUGCAUCCGAGUAGACGGGAAUGACGAUACACAAAAGGAUAGAGAGCGUCUGGCAGUGGGUGCCCUGAAGGCGUGUGAAGCAGGCAGGUGGGGGCAGGCCACUCUCCCUGGCUGGGUUGGAACAGGGACAUGAAGGAAAUAAGGGUGAUGCUGACUGGCAGCAGCACUUCUGGACAGGCUGGGGAGACCCGGCAAGGGUUUGCAGCCUCAGCACUACUGCCAUUUUCUGUCGUGCGGACUGCCCCGUGCGUUGUCGGACGUUUCCCUGUCCUUUACUCACUGGAUGUUAGUACUCUCCUCAGUUGUGACCGCUGAAAAUGUCCCCAGACAUUGCCAGAUGUCCUCUGAAAGACAAAAUGCCCUGGGUCGAAGAAAGAGCAAGAGCGCUGGUGCAGCAGGAGUGCAGGGGCCGGAAGCCCAGAAUAGGUGUUGGGCUCGGCAACGCAGCCUCGGGCGAGUCUCCUGGGGCCUUGCAGGUUGCAGUGUGGAUUUCAGCCCAGGAGUGACAUGAUUAAGCAUCGCUGUUGGAAAGAUUGCUCCGGCUGCUCUGUGGAAAGCAGAGCGAAGGGAGCAGUGAUAAAAACAGGGCGAGCAAACAGGCAAGAAAUGAUGGACUGGGCCGGGUGGGAGCAGAGGUGGUGGUGAGAAAUGGCUGUAAUCUCGAUCUGUUUUGAAGGAUGUUGUUGCGGUAGCUAUGAAGGAUCACAUAACAGAAAGAGAAAAAGUCAAAGGUGCCUCUAUUAUUAUUUUUUAUUUUUAUUUUUAUUUUAUCAGCCUGAUCAACAGGGGGGAUAGGUGAUGCCAUUUCUGAGGUGGUGAAGCCAAAAGAAAGCAGUUUGGGGGAACUCAAGAGCCUGGUUUUGGACUUGUUCGAGAAUCCAAUGAGUCAUCCAACUGGUGGUAUCAUGUAGGCAAUUGGAGUUUAAGAGUCUACAGUUCAGGGCCAGAGAUAAAAAUCUAGAGGUCAGCAUUUAGUCAUCCAACAAGUAUGUAUUAAGCACCUACUACAUGCCAGACACUAGGCAUUGUGAAUACAUCCCUGAACUCGCUCUCUGUAGAACUGAGGGGAGGUGUAGGGAAACUCACCCGCCUAGAGGUCUGUCCUCUUGGGCUUACUGGAGUUUUCCUACAUUUGCAUUUGAUUUGGAACUGUUUUGAUGUUGAAAAGCUGCCCUGAGCUAUUUAUCAGCACAUCUUCCAGCACCUAACAGCAGACAUCUACAGGCAGACCUCAGAGAUAUUGUGGUUCCAUUUCAGACCAUCACAAUAAAGAGAAUGUCACAAUAAAGUGACUCACAUGAAGUUUUUGGUUUCUCAGUACAUAUUCAAGUUAUAUCUACUACACUCUACGCUAUUAAGCGUGAAAUAGCAGUCUUAAAAAACAAUAUACAUACCUUAAUUAAAAAAUACUUUAUUGCUAAAAACGUUAACCAUGAUCUGAGCCUUCACAGAGUCAAAAUCGUUUCAUAUUAGUAACAUCAAAUCACAGAUCACCAUAACAAAUAUAAGAAUAAUGAAAAAGUUGGAAAUCUUUUGAGAAUUACCAAAAUGUGACACGGACAUGAAGUGAGAAAAGGCUGUUGGAAAAGUACUGAUAGACUUGUUUGUUACACGGUUGCCACAAACCCUCAAUUUGUAAAAAACACAGCUGCGAAGUGCAAUAAAGCGAGGUCUGCCUGUGUACAGGAAAAGGUUUAGAGAUGGCAGUAGUGGAAAAAAACCAACAAUAACUCCUUGGAAUUGGGUCUCAUUGGCUCUGAGCACCAACUCCUGAGCUCAACUGCCCUAGCUAGAUGCAUCUUAGGAUAUUCUAGAGUCUGUUGGCUCCAGGGGGAGGCUGCUGUAAUCCUGAGUACUGGGGCAGAGGCUGGGGGCUGCAAGGGGGUGGCAGCCACACAUGACAGAGGGAGGGGCACAAGGGGAGAGCAGACGGGAGGGUCAUGGGGAGGGAGGGAGGGCAGGCACCGCAGGUCAUUUUCACAGGGUGGGACCAGACACAGCUGGUUCGAGUUGAUUCGGAAGGUCUGCCUCCCAGUCCCCAAGGUGGCCCACAGAGAAGGCCUGUUGCCCUCUCCCCAGGGUCACACUCCCUGCGCUUCCUCUUCAUGGGCGCCUCUGAGCCAGACCUUGGGCUGCCCCUGUUUGAGGCCUUGGGCUACGUGGAUGACCAGCUGUUCGUGUCCUACGAUCACGAGAGUCGCCGUGCAGAGUUGCGUGCCCCGUGGCUCUCCGGUAGGGCCACCAGCCAGCUGUGGCUGCAGCUGAGCCAGAGCCUGAAAGGCUGGGAUCACAUGUUUAUCGUGGACUUCUGGACCAUCAUGGACAACCUCAACCAGAGCAAGGUAACGAAGCUGGGAGUGUUGCCAGAGUCCCACACUCUGCAGGUGAUCCUGGGCUGUGAGGUGCAAGAGGACAACAGCACCAGAGGGUUCUGGAAGUAUGGGUACGAUGGGCAGGACCAUCUUGAAUUCUGCCCUGAGACCCUGGAUUGGAGAGCGGCAGAGCCCAUGGCCUGGGCCACAAAGCUGGAGUGGGAAGUGACCAGGAUUCGCGCCAAGCAGAACAGGGCCUACCUCGAACGGGAUUGCCCCAAGCAGCUGCGGCGCUUGCUGGAGCUGGGGAGAGGGGCUCUGGACCAGCAAGUGCCUCCUUUGGUGAAGGUGACUCAUCACGUGGCCUCUGCAGUGACCACUCUACGGUGUCAGGCUCUGAAUUUCUACCCCCAGGACAUCACCAUGAGGUGGUUGAAGGACAAGCAGCCACUGGAGGCCAAGGACGUUGAGCCUGAGGACGUGCUGCCCAACGGGGACGGGACCUACCAGGGCUGGGUGGCUUUGGCCGUGCUCCCUGGGGAAGAGCAGAGAUACAGCUGCCAGGUGGAGCACCCAGGCCUGGACCAGCCCCUCACUGUCACCUGGGAGCCCUCGCUGUCUGGCACCCUGGUCACUGGAAUCAUCAGUGGAAUUGUUGUCUGUGUCAUCAUCUUCCUUAUUGGAAUUUUGUUCAGAAUCUUAAGGAGAAGGCAGGCUUUGGGGGGAGCCGCGGGGGACUAUGUCUUAGCCGAAUGUGAAUGAAGUGCAGCCUGCAGACCCCUGCAGGGAGGAGACAGAACUCCAGACUCAAAGAGAGGGUGCGCUUGUGGUGUUCUUCAUGUUUCAGGACAGCUGGACCUAAGAAAUAGGAACUGUUUCAGGAACUCUCUGCUCUUAGCCUUUCCUGUUCACUCUCAGAAACUUCCGCCUCUAGGUUUCUGAAUUCCUGCUUGUUAAAGGGCCUCAGCUGUGACCUCUCCCUGAGAACCGCUGGCUCUCCUGAAUCCCAAGGCACGUAUAGAACCUGCCUUCAUUUCCUGCAUCACCUCAGACUCCAUAUGUCAUCUCAUCUCCUAACUGUGGAAUGAGGCUCCUUAAAUUUGGGGGGACUUUUGAUUCCUUUAAACAUCUGAGAAUAGCUUUGAAACAUACACUCUAGUACCCUUACCAGAACUUGGCACACACAUCCAGGCAUUUCCUGGACCCACACAAGUCUCCUUUUAACCCUCUCUCUGUUAUACAAGAACUCAUCUGUCACCAAGCCUUGUGGUCUGUUCCAUCAGAGGGAGAUCUGGGCCAUUGUACAGUCGUGCACUGCACAACCCGAGGAGGCAUCUUUCCCAGAAGAGGCAUCAUGGAUCUUUGUGUGUUUUAUGAUAGUCCUCCUGAAAAUGGCUGGGAAGUGUCUUGAGGAGGGAAUGUCUUUUUCUAAUUGGCACAAAGGUGCCAUGUAGAUUUCCUUAGAGUACUGAUACCUGCGCUUACAUUGCCUCUCCUGUAUGCCAGACUUGAAGCAGUACAGCAUUUGAUCUCUGCUCACACCCUCUCCUUGUUCUGAUAAUGAAAAUGAUAAUUAAGAUGUUGAUGAC
This is a messenger RNA of Hippopotamus amphibius kiboko, 4883 nucleotides long. RefSeq names its product homeostatic iron regulator (gene HFE). Gene Ontology annotation, molecular function: transferrin receptor binding. Gene Ontology annotation, biological process: response to iron ion starvation; regulation of iron ion transport; antigen processing and presentation of endogenous peptide antigen via MHC class I via ER pathway, TAP-independent. The record is from RefSeq and is a predicted model, not a curated record. The coding region runs from base 2923 to 4056 and encodes 377 amino acids. The transcript has 6 exons. Lineage: Eukaryota; Metazoa; Chordata; Mammalia; Artiodactyla; Hippopotamidae. Gene Ontology annotation, cellular component: external side of plasma membrane.